GCUAUCUUGACCUUUUCCCAAAUUCCAAAACAGUACUCUCUUUCAAAUCACAUCCAUCUUCCAAAAUAUGAAAUAAAAAUAAAAAAAAUAGUAGCAUAAUCCAUCUACAUCAUAGUAUAACUAUUUCAGGGUUAUGUACUAGCACUAAUAGCAUCACUUGCCUUCCAUUCCUCCUCUUUCUCUGGGGAGACUAUCAAGAACAAUGAGUUUCAAUCCAAGAAUCCAACUGACUAUUCUCCUUCUACUCCUCCUCUUAUCUCCUUCUUCCCUUUCUUUCAAUCUACACACUUCUACCAACACAACAGUAUACCAAAUCCUCACAAAAUACAGUCUUCCUCAAGGGCUUUUACCAAGCUCUGUAAAAUCCUACACUCUCUCCGACGAUGGCACAUUUGAAGUUUUAUUGGAGAAGCCUUGUUAUGUGGAGUUUGAGUAUUUAGUUUAUUAUGCUGAGAAGGUUACUGGGAAGCUGAGUAUUGGAUCGAUUACUGAUUUAGAAGGAAUUGAAGUUAAGAGAUUCUUGUUAUGGUUAAAUGUGAAUGAGAUCCGAGUGGAUUUGCCAUCGUCUGGUAGUAUUUACUUUCAAGUUGCCUUUAUUAACAAGAAGCUUGAUAUCAAACAGUUUGAAACUGUUCAUUCUUGCCGGGAUAAUGCUUUUGCCUUGUGUGGAGGACCAUCUCUCAGACAGCUUCUGGCUCCUGUCAAUAAUAUAGAAAUGCUUGUUACGGAGUAGCCUGGGGCCUAAUACAUAUCUCAAGCCAAAAGUUGGAGCAGCUGGUGAUAUCAUCUACUCACUUAUUCAGCUCUUUUGAAGCAAGGGUUGUUAACGCUGCAUGUAUUAGAUGUAUGAGCAAGUAAAUCAAGAUUCCACGAAUAUAUCGUGUAUAACGAGUUUAUCAAUUAUGUAGUUUUGAUGUA
Messenger RNA from Solanum dulcamara, 918 nucleotides. RefSeq lists its product as uncharacterized. The record is from RefSeq and is a predicted model, not a curated record. The transcript has 2 exons. The coding region runs from base 203 to 733 and encodes 176 amino acids. NCBI's taxonomy places the organism in Eukaryota, Viridiplantae, Streptophyta, Magnoliopsida, Solanales, Solanaceae.